Molecule: messenger RNA, 1014 nt
Organism: Echinostoma caproni
Lineage: Eukaryota; Metazoa; Platyhelminthes; Trematoda; Plagiorchiida; Echinostomatidae
Source: the annotation of a GenBank genome assembly
AUGUUUCGGAUAUAUGCCUGGAUUGCUUUAUUCGGCUAUCUGAUCACAAAUGGAGACUGUCAACAAAUAGCACAACCACAACGGUCGAAGCGAUUGACAGCGCCCACUUUGUUUGGUUCAGAUAUUCCUGAUCUAUCGGAUGAUGGUUGGAUAGAAAUUGAUGACCAAGGUUUUCCGAUUGGUUCGAGGUCGUCACAACUAAAUGCGCAAGCUGACCGUGCUGUUCCCGGUUUUAUUCGGGCCUUGACAUCGGGGAAGCUGGAACGGAACCCGCCCUAUCAGAUGCUUCAGUCAAGUGAUGGCACAGUGGUGUAUCUGGUACCCGGUNUUCCUACCGAACAGGAUAUUACAGUGAACGAAAUUUUUCGACUAGUUGAUCGAGCAAAACGCAACAGAAACGGCCCUGAAUUUCAACCUAGAGGACCGUUGGGUCCAAGAAUGCCUUUCAAUCAAUUAGCCCCUCCUAUCUCACCAAUGCCAUUUGCUCGUCCGCCGAUGCCGAUGCCGCCAGGAACACCACAAAUUGCUCCCCCAUUCGCACGGUUCCCUCUGCCUUUCACACCUCCUAGGUUUCCGGGAGUGCCAGGUCCGUUAUUUGUCCCACCCGGGGGGAUUUUCGGACCUCCAAACGGGAUAUUCGGUGCCCCAGGUGCAAUGUUCGGACCACAAAAGCCCUUCGGCCAGGGACCCCAGUUUGGCACUCCACCGUUUGGGGUGGGAAAUGCACCACCACCACCACCACCAUCACCACCACGUUCUCCAAACAUAGGACCUCCUGGGAACAAUGAUCGAUUUAAUUCCGGUGGCCGGCAGCUAACAAACAGAACGAGCACCUCAUCCAAAUCUGGCUGGCCACAGCAGUUCCAUCGUACUCGGCCCUCCAUGGUCUCGGGAGUAGUCUACGCCAAACAGACACGCAGUCCACGUUUGGGCAUGCGGCCAGUGGUUACAGGUGUUGGGGGACGGUCGAUGCCGAAAUAUCCACCAUUCAAGCGAGGAAUCGCUCGAAGGUAA